ACUCCGCCCAGCGAGGGCUCCGGCGUCCGCGGCCGCGCAUGUAGGGUUCGGGGCCCGCGGACGUUCUACGACGAACGCUCACGAGAGGGCGCCGUAACACCCCGCACCGGGUGCCCGGGAGCUUGCUGUUGAACGUCACGUCGAGGGCUGGGGACGAGCACCCCAUCAUCCCCUUGCCUCUGGGGCAACGCCAUACCUAGGGCUCAGGAAUGCUCCGUGACGCCGCACGCCGAGGGCUGGGGAGCGGGCUACUCCACACCCAUUGCUCUGGGGUGGCCCAGUGAGGGGUGCAGGACGACUCGGGGACAUCGCCAGUGAGGGCUAGGAGUGCGCGGGGACGUGUUCCCGAGUGGGGUCCGGACUUUCCGUGUGCUUGAGGGUGUGAUAGCCAGGAGCAUCUCUGCACAGUGAGGAUCGAGGAUUGGGUUACCCUCAUCCAGGCAGGGGUGAGGGGCACGGGGAGUCACUAGGACAUAAGACGUGAUCGGGGACACGUUCCCAAGUCGGUUGGGACUCCUCCACGUCAGUCCUCCGUCCUCGCGCCCUAUAGUGACCGCACCCCGGGCACUGACAGAUCCGCUCAGCUGGCACCAUCGGUGCAGGAAAUACAGCGUGGGGACAAGGAACGGAGACGGACCUGCGCCGGAAGUGAGGUCCUUAACGCCAGCGGAUGCUGUUAUGGCUCACAUCACCAUUAAUCAGUACCUCCAGCAGGUGUAUGAGGCCAUUGAUACCAGAGAUGGAGCGUCCUGUGCAGAGCUGGUGUCUUUCAAGCACCCUCAUGUUGCGAACCCACGGCUCCAGAUGGCCUCUCCGGAAGAGAAAUGCCAGCAAGUUCUGGAGCCCCCAUAUGACGAAAUGUUUGCAGCUCACUUAAGGUGUACCUACGCUGUGGGGAAUCACGACUUCAUAGAGGCCUACAAGUGCCAGACUGUGAUAGUCCAGUCAUUCCUGCGGGCAUUCCAGGCUCACAAAGAAGAGAACUGGGCUCUGCCUGUCAUGUAUGCAGUAGCACUUGACCUUCGGAUAUUUGCCAAUAAUGCAGAUCAGCAGUUGGUGAAGAAAGGGAAGAGUAAAGUUGGGGACAUGCUGGAAAAAGCCGCCGAGCUGCUCAUGAGCUGCUUCCGCGUCUGCGCCAGUGACACCCGUGCUGGCAUAGAGGACUCUAAGAAGUGGGGGAUGCUGUUCCUGGUGAACCAGCUGUUUAAAAUCUACUUUAAGAUCAACAAACUUCACUUGUGUAAACCUCUUAUCAGAGCUAUUGACAGCUCAAACUUGAAAGAUGACUAUAGUACUGCACAGAGGGUCACAUACAAAUACUAUGUUGGGCGUAAGGCCAUGUUUGACAGUGACUUCAAGCAAGCGGAGGAGUACCUGUCAUUUGCCUUUGAGCACUGCCAUCGCUCCAGCCAGAAGAACAAGAGGAUGAUCCUGAUCUACCUGCUGCCCGUGAAGAUGCUGCUUGGUCACAUGCCGACCAUUGAGCUCCUGAGGAAGUACCGCCUCAUGCAGUUCUCAGAAGUGACCAAGGCUGUCAGCGAGGGCAAUCUGCUGCUGCUCAAUGAGGCGCUGGCAAAGCACGAGACUUUCUUCAUACGCUGUGGCAUCUUCCUCAUCCUGGAGAAGCUGAAGAUCAUCACGUACAGGAACCUCUUCAAGAAAGUGUAUUUACUACUCAAAACUCAUCAGCUGUCUCUAGAUGCCUUUCUGGUCGCCUUGAAAUUCAUGCACGUGGAAGAUGUAGACAUUGAUGAAGUCCAGUGCAUUCUGGCCAACUUGAUAUACAUGGGUCACAUUAAAGGCUACAUCUCCCAUCAGCAUCAGAAGCUGGUUGUCAGCAAGCAAAACCCUUUCCCCCCACUGUCCACGGUGUGCUGAUGCCCGGACCCUGCAGAUGGAGGGCGCUCCUGCUGCACCUGUCUGUAGCCCACGAAGUGGUCGCCAGCACGAGUGCCUAGCCAUGUUCUCCAUGGUCCUAACUCGUGCCGGCUUUGCCAAGACCUGGAAUCCUUUUUCUGUGUGGACGAACACCCCUGCUCCUGGCUGCUGCUGUGAACUACCAGGAAGUAGGCAGCUAUGCUUGGGUUUGUGUAUUGUUUAUGGAGGCUGUCUUUGUAACAUUUUGUAGCUUUAUCUUUCCUUUUUUUAAAAGUAAACCAAAUUUAUACAAAA
Molecule: messenger RNA, 2172 nt
Organism: Chionomys nivalis (European snow vole)
Lineage: Eukaryota; Metazoa; Chordata; Mammalia; Rodentia; Cricetidae
Gene: Pcid2
Product: PCI domain containing 2
Exons: 14
Coding region: 679-1878 (399 amino acids)
Biological process (GO): poly(A)+ mRNA export from nucleus; post-transcriptional tethering of RNA polymerase II gene DNA at nuclear periphery; transcription elongation by RNA polymerase II
Cellular component (GO): transcription export complex 2
Molecular function (GO): RNA binding; double-stranded DNA binding
Source: RefSeq, a predicted model, not a curated record